Messenger RNA from Arabis nemorensis, 1470 nucleotides. NCBI's taxonomy places the organism in Eukaryota, Viridiplantae, Streptophyta, Magnoliopsida, Brassicales, Brassicaceae. The record is from the annotation of a GenBank genome assembly.
AUGGAACGUGACUUAUGGAACCGCUUCACCUCUCGGUGUUCCUCAAAAGGUGAUUCUUAUCAACGGAGCGGAAUCCAACACAGGAAGAACUGCUGGCAAGAUGGUGUGGCUGGGACUUCAUGUCCAAUCCCAGCAGGACAAAACUUUACUUACCAUUUCCAACCUAAGGACCAGAUUGGUUCCUACUUCUAUUACCCAACCACUUCUCUCCACCGUUUUGCUGGUGGUUUUGGUGGUCUCCGUGUCAACAGCCGUCUUCUAAUCCCGGUCCCUUAUGCUGAUCCUGAAGAUGACUACACUGUCCUUCUCGGUGACUGGUACACAAGUGGCCACACCACUCUCAAGAACUUCCUUGAUAGUGGACGCACUCUUGGGUUACCUAACGGUGUUUUGAUCAAUGGAAAGUACGGAAAGGUGGGAGGAAAGAACGAGCCUUUGUUCACAAUGAAGCCUGGAAAGACUUACAAGUACAGGCUUUGCAAUGUUGGGUUUAAGUCUACUCUUAACUUCAGGAUACAAAACCAUAAGAUGAAGCUUGUGGAGAUGGAAGGUUCUCAUGUUCUUCAAAACGACUAUGACGCACUCGAUGUUCACGUUGGCCAGUGCUUUGCAGUUCUUGUGACUGCUAAUCAGGCAGCUAAAGACUACUACAUGGUUGCAUCAACUAGGUUCCUCAAGAAGGAGUUAAGCACUGUUGGUGUGAUCCGUUACGCAGGAAGCAAUGUUCAAGCUUCAACUGAGCUCCCUAAGGCUCCUAUUGGUUGGGCUUGGUCUUUGAACCAGUUUAGGUCAUUCAGGUGGAACCUUACCGCUAGUGCUGCAAGGCCUAACCCACAAGGUUCAUACCAUUAUGGAAGAAUCAACAUUACCCGUAGCAUCAAGCUUGUUAAUUCUAAGAGCUUGGUGAACGGUAAAGCCCGGUUUGGAUUCAACGGUGUAUCACACGUUGAUACUGAGACUCCUUUGAAGCUAGCUGAGUACUUCCAGAUGGCAGAGAAGGUGUUCAAGUACAAUGUCAUCAAGGACGAGCCAGCAUCCAAAAUCACAACAUUGACCAUACAACCUAAUGUUCUCAACAUCACAUUCCGUACCUUUGUUGAGAUCAUUUUCGAAAACCACGAUAAGAGCAUGCAAUCAUUCCAUUUGGAUGGUUAUUCUUUCUUCGCAGUCGCUUCUGAGCCAGGGAGGUGGACACCUGAGAGCAGAAAGAACUACAACUUGCUCGAUGCGGUUAGUAGACACACAGUGCAAGUCUACCCCAAGUCUUGGUCAGCUAUACUCUUGACAUUCGACAAUGCCGGUAUGUGGAACAUUAGGUCUGAGAAUUCGGAGAGAAGAUACCUUGGAGAACAAUUGUAUGUGAGUGUUCUCUCACCCGAAAAAUCGCUUAGAGACGAGUACAACAUUCCCCUCAACACUAACCUCUGUGGCAUCGUCAAGGGCUUGCCAUUGCCUGCAAGCUACACCUAA